UCAAGGACUUGCGGCACGAUACAAUCAUAGACGUGGGGGCUAUGCAUUAGAGUGGGGACUGCCAAAGCCCAUUCAAAUGGGCCUUGUACUUUAGCUUCUCGAACGCCAAACUCUUUCUCCGCCUCUUCCUCCUCCUCCUCCUCCUCAUCAUCAUACCCAUUCAUCGCUCUCCUUCUCUCCUCUCCGAACUCCUCCUCUUUUGGUCGCCACCUACGUUAUGUAACGUACUAAGCGGUUCACAGGACCAUCAGCAGGAUCGGAUCCUCGGAAGAUGGACACGUCGCUGGUGCUGUGGGCGGCGUCGGUUACACUCUUGGCGACGGUGAUCAUCGCCCGGACAUGGGGGAUGAAGAGAAGCGGCCAAAGAGGUCAUCGACUCCCUGCAGGAUCCCGGGGUUGGCCUCUCGUCGGCGAGACCCUCCAGUUCGUGUCCUGCGCCUACUCGCCUCGGCCGGAGAGGUUCAUGGACAAGCGGACGCUCAUGUACGGGAAGGUGUUCAGGUCGCAUCUGUUCGGCAGCCCGACGAUCGUGUCGACCGACGCAGAGGUCAGUCGGUGUAUCCUGCAAAGCGAUGCGAGGACCUUCGUGCCGUGGUAUCCGAAAUCCCUCACGGAAUUGAUGGGGAAAUCCUCCAUUCUGCUCAUCAAUGGCAACCUCCAGAGACGAGUUCACGGCCUCAUCGGCGCCUUCUUCAAGUCCUCCGACCUCAAGGCUCAGAUCACCAGAGACAUGCAGAGCUACGUGCAGGAGUCCAUGAUCAAUUGGCAGGAUGAUCAGCUCAUCCGCAUCCAAGACGAGACCAAGAAGAUAAUCUUCCAAAUACUAGUCAAAGGGUUGAUUGGAUUGGAGCCGGGAAAGGAGAUGCAGUUGUUGAAGCAACAAUUCAAAGAAUUUAUUGCCGGGUUGAUGUCUUUGCCGGUGAAGCUGCCCGGGAGUAGACUCUACAGAUCACUACAGGCAAAGAAGAAGAUGGUGAUGCUAAUAAAGAGCAUCAUCGAGGAGAAGAGGAUGAACAAGUCGGGAUGCGCGCCGCGGGAUGUGGUGGAUGUGCUGAUCAACGACGCCAGCGGCCAAUUGACGGACAAUCUGAUAUCGGACAACAUGAUCGAUCUGAUGAUACCGGCCGAGGAUUCCGUGCCUGUUCUUGUUACACUAGCAGUCAAGUACCUCAGCGAAUGUCCUCUUGCUCUCCAACAUCUGGAGGAGGAGAAUACGCGGCUGGAGAAGAGGAGAUCGAUGCUGGGUGGUGAACUGCAAUGGGCCGACUACAUGUCGUUGAGCUUCACGCAACACGUGAUAACGGAGACGCUACGUAUGGGGAACAUAAUUAGCGGGAUCAUGAGGAAGGCGGUGAAGGAUGUGGAGAUCAGGGGGCACUUGAUACCCAAAGGCUGGUGCGUGUUCACGUACUUCCGAUCGGUACACCUGGACGAGAAGCACUACGAGGAGGCGUACAAGUUCAAUCCAUGGAGGUGGAAGGACAAGGACAUGAGUUCUUGUGGCUUUACUCCUUUUGGAGGUGGGCAAAGGCUGUGCCCUGGGCUGGAUCUGGCCAGGCUGGAGGCUUCCAUCUUUCUUCACCACUUGGUCACCAACUUCACGUGGGUGGCAGAGGAGGACCACAUCGUGAACUUUCCUACUGUAAGAAUGAAGGGGGGAAUGCCCAUCCGGGUAAGGAGGAGGAGCUGAUGCUAUGCAACAAAAUGGUAACCGGGGAGGGCCUCAGUCUUCUUCACAGGUAUGAACUCCGGAGGAGGAGGAGGAGGAGCAGAGGAGGAGAGAAAUAAUGACGGAGGGAGGGAGGUGGGACGAGCAAAGGGCUGUUGGCUUUAUGGCCUCAUGGGGUAAAAAGGGGGUGGGGAGGGGUGGGAGUAGGGUAGGAUGGACCACCACCAGUGGCCUGUCAAUUUAGGGUGGGACGCCACACAGACUGAAAGCUCCCAUAGGCUGUAGAUAAAUACAUACUUUUUGAGCAUAGAAUAAAUGAUUGUGUACAGAGGAUGAUGAACGGAGGCCAUGUCACACGGUCGUAGGAUCACAGCCCCAACAAAAGAAAUGAAAGAGGUGAAAGGAGUCUGCGGCGGAGAAGAGAUGCGAGGGGUUUGACCGGGGUAAAGCUGCUUUUGGGAAGACGGAGGGGAAGGGGGAGAGUAUGCAGGGCCUAGAGAAGGGCUACCAAAGCUAGUAUAGUCUCAUUGCGAAUUCCAACCCUCGGCUGUGCUGCUCCUGCUGCUGCUGACAAAAGUGGAGGUGGAGAGGACACUGAAGUGGGGUUGCUUUCAUGCGGUGGGGAUCGUGGCAAGCCCAUGCACUCUCAUCCAUCUUGCUCUUGCGUAACUUUCACAAGCAGAGGUCCAAAAGGCUCCGAGCAGCAUCUCCUCAGACCACCACCGCUGCCUUCCUACCAUCUCUUCAUGGCGUUGGUGAUCCACCAGGUUUGUAGCCGAUCCUGUUGCAAAUGUGACAAGGGUGGGUGCCAUGGUGCAAAAACACUGUUGAGGGGGUGAGUGCGAGGUGUAAUAGAGCACAAGGAGGCUCAUUUAUGACAGCCAACCAUCCAAGGCAUGGAUGAGAAUUGCCUUGCAACUUCACCGAGGGUCUCUCCGCCGCCUUGGGGGUCUCAGUGGCUUGUGAGAUGUAAGACUGAGAUCAACGAUUGCCAUAUGCACCACACAAAUGAAACGUUCGGGUUGUGUUAGUAAACCUCCACUGGUUUCCAUUUCCAUUACCAUUUCAUAUUAUGAUUCCUCAACAUGUUUUUCAUUACCAUUCU
Molecule: messenger RNA, 2774 nt
Organism: Musa acuminata AAA Group (dessert banana)
Lineage: Eukaryota; Viridiplantae; Streptophyta; Magnoliopsida; Zingiberales; Musaceae
Product: cytochrome P450 90D2-like
Exons: 8
Coding region: 272-1690 (472 amino acids)
Biological process (GO): brassinosteroid biosynthetic process; sterol metabolic process; multicellular organism development
Molecular function (GO): iron ion binding; oxidoreductase activity, acting on paired donors, with incorporation or reduction of molecular oxygen, NAD(P)H as one donor, and incorporation of one atom of oxygen; heme binding
Source: RefSeq, a predicted model, not a curated record